Molecule: messenger RNA, 2473 nt
Organism: Drosophila biarmipes
Lineage: Eukaryota; Metazoa; Arthropoda; Insecta; Diptera; Drosophilidae
Product: bromodomain-containing protein DDB_G0280777
Exons: 1
Coding region: 145-2247 (700 amino acids)
Source: RefSeq, a predicted model, not a curated record
GCCCAACCACAACAGUCUUCCAGCAGCAGUAGUCGAAGUUGUAGCGAAGUUUUGGAGCACCAGAGCACCAGAGCACCAAAAGUCCUACUAGUCGCUACCCAAAGGUUAAUCAUCGAGUAAAAACCCCAGCGAAACCACAGCAAGAUGCGGCUUUUCCUAAUCGGCCUGCUGGCCCUGGGUUCGGCGAGGGCCUUCUCCGUGGUCCGCACCGCGCACCAUCCGCAACUGGUGGCCUACGCCCCGGCCAGGGGAGAGUUCCCCGUGGUCAGUGGCCUGGCCCAGGGCUACGUCCGCUACUACGAUGGCACGGGCGCCGAGCGGCUGCUGCCCUACAACUAUCCGGAGCCCCUGAACGGCAUCCGUGACCUGGCCUCCUCUAGUCUAGUCCGCUCCGGUGUGGAGCAGGAGAACCAACAGAUUGCCCUGUUCCGCGCCUGGUGCGAGCAGCGCUACCAGGCCAUGCGCCAGGAACUGGACCGCCUGAAGGAGCAGGGCCUGAAGCCCACGCCCCAGCUGUUGGCCCAGUUCGAGCCCCUCGAGCAGAUCGUCAAGUUCGCCGCCUUCGAAGCCGUUCCUGGACUGAGUCCCGAGGUGCAGCGCGCCAGGGAUGAGCAGCUGAGGAUCUGGAACGAGGCCAGGUUGGAGGUUCUGCGUGCUGAGCAGGCCCAGCAGCUUCUCGGCCAGUCCAUGGAGUACCAGUACAAGAAGGAGAACAUGCCGAUGAUCUAUGGUCAACAGCAGGAGCAGCAGUUCCUGCUGAAGACAUCAACGCCCCCGGUUGUCAACCGCAUUGAAACCGCGCAAACCCACUCCCAUGGUCAGGACAAUCUGCUGCUCAAAACGGCCACGCAAGCCGCUCCUCAGCCCGUGGAGGAGACCCCCGAAGUGAAACUGGCCCGCCAGGAGCACCUCAAGCAGUUCAACGAGGCUCUGCUCCGUCAGACCGCUCAGGAGGGCACCAUCCUAAAGACCAUCCCUGGAAUCCAGCAACCUGUAAUCAAGAGCACCACCACAACCACCACUUUUGAAAACCAGCCGAUGCCUGGACUCCAGGGCAUCUUCAAGACCAGCAGCUUCACAGAUCAGCAGACUCAGCAAACCAUUGAGGAGACUCCGGAGGUCAAGAGAGCCCGCGAGGAGCACCUCAAGUUGUUCAAUGAGGCCCUGCUCCGCCAGCCAGCUGCUCCCCAGGAACCCCUUCUGAAGACCACGCCCAUUCAACCAACUCAACCCAUUCAGGCCCAGGGCAUCAUCACCUUCCCAGGCCAGCAGGCUCCUCAGCCCGUGCAGGAAACCCCAGAGGUCAAACGUGCUCGGGAGGAGCAUCUGAAGCAGUUCAACGAGGCCAUCCUGCGUCAGCCCAUUGAAACCCAGCAGCAGCAACUGCUUCCCCAGGCGCCCAUUGAACCCUUUAUUCCCCAGGCGAUCCUUAAGAGCCCUAUUGCCGAUAACCAGGCACCACAACCCGUCCAGGACACUCCCGAGGUCCAGCUGGCCCGCGAGCAACACCUGCUGCUGCUGAGCCAAGCCAAGGUCAAGGCCGAGGACAAGGUGGCCGACAUUGCGGACAUGAUCCGCCUGGAGGAGCGUGAGCUGGAAAAGGUGCGCCUGCAGGACCUGGAGCUGCGCAAGCAGGAGGAGAAAGAGGCCCAAAAGGAGCGCCAGCAGGAGGCCGAUCGUCUGCGCGAGGAGACCCGUCUCCUGGAGGCCGAGCGUCUAAAAAUCGAGCAGGAGGACCGCCUGCGCCUGGAGAGCGAAAAGCAAGAGCUCAUCCAGCUGCGAACCGGCAACCCCAGCACCACCACCUUCGAGAAGAACACCCCAGAAUACCUUCGCAAGGCGGAGCAGUUCAAGAUCAUCAACAACCAGGUGCAGCCCCAGCAGCAGCAGCCCAACAUCGUGACCCAGCAGCAACAGGUGCAGAACGGCUUCUUCCUGCGCAUCCAGACCAAUGAGCCCAAUACCAUCCAGCCAGUCCCGACACCCGUGAUCGCCCCCAAUCCCUUCCUGGUGCGGUACACCGCCAAGCCGGCGGAGAUCCCGGUUCCCGUGCAGACGAUCCUCCCGCUGCCCCUGACCACGCCCAUUUCCUCCGACCUGAAAGCCGGCUACACCUCCAGCUCCUCCAGCUCCACCAGCGAACUGGACAAAGCCACCCGGGAGCACUUCCGUGCCCAUGAGAUCGCCCUGGAGCAGCUGCGUGUGGCCAACCUGAAGAACCCCUGGACCCCCGACUGCCAGCACUAGGAAAGCGAGCCCUCGCAACCGCAAACCCCCGAGUUGGACUGGAACCACUUGCAUUGCCCUAGGUUAGAUCACACAUCCCCCGGCCACAGCCACAGCCACAGCCACAUCUCACCCACACCCACCACCAUACCACUCAUACGCAUACUCGUACACCUGUAUACACAGCUUAGCGAUUCACUCCGAAUCCCGAUUCAAAAUGCAUUCAGUUGGGAAACAACGCAAAAUA